This is a messenger RNA of Eurytemora carolleeae, 312 nucleotides long. RefSeq names its product glycine receptor subunit alpha-2. Lineage: Eukaryota; Metazoa; Arthropoda; Copepoda; Calanoida; Temoridae. Gene Ontology annotation, cellular component: synapse; membrane; neuron projection. Gene Ontology annotation, molecular function: transmembrane signaling receptor activity; extracellular ligand-gated monoatomic ion channel activity; neurotransmitter receptor activity. The record is from RefSeq and is a predicted model, not a curated record. Gene Ontology annotation, biological process: chloride transmembrane transport; signal transduction; chemical synaptic transmission.
GUAUGCCGCGAUAUUGUUUAAGAAGCAGAGAUAUGUUUCUGGUCAAUACAAAGUCAACCUCAAGAUAGUUUGUAAGGAAAAUUUUAAGUAUGAAGUUCAAGAGAGAUCCCCGGCAAACCAAGCCAUUACCAUGCAACAGCUUGCUGAGGAAUACUGGAGGAUUGACAAGUUUUUUCUGAAGAGUUUUCCGAUUCUUUUCUUCAUUUUCAACAUUAUCUACUGGCUUGCAUUCAUCCUGUAAUCUUUCAUUUAUUCAUCAUUCAAUCAUUUUGUAAAUAUUCAUUUAUUCAUUCAUCUAACCAAUGCAUUCAU